UUCAUUCGGCGUUUUUUAGCUCAUCAACUGAUAGUUUAGGGUCAACAUUGAAGAAAAUAUAAAAAUAUUAGUUCAAAACUCAGUUGAAUUGAGUCAUUUUCAAAGUAUAAUAAAUUAAUCCAUAGUUUGGAUGUAUUAGCUGCAUGCUUUGCAACAACAUAUUAGCUAGCAAUUCAGUGUAAAAGGCGGUAAUUUCAACCAUGUGAAGCUUCUUUUUCUUCCUAUAUAUACAAAAUUUCAAUUUUCAUUAUAACAAGCACAAAAGAUCAAUUAAGAAAGUAAGAGCAGAGUCAACAGGUUAAAAAUGAAAGACAUAUCAAUCAUCCUCUUUUUCUUUAUAAUUCCAAUGGCAUUUGCUGAUUUGCAAGUAGGGUUCUAUGCUUCUUCCUGCCGAAACGCCGAGUCCAUUGUGCAGCAAGUUGUGCAGAAGCGAUUCAAUCGCGACAAAUCCAUAACCGCCGCCUUGCUUCGCAUGCAUUUCCAUGACUGUUUUGUCAGAGGUUGUGAUGCAUCCUUACUCAUAGACUCAACCAAGAACACCACAUCAGAGAAACAAACAGGCGCGAACGCUAGCGUUCGAGGAUAUGAUCUAAUAGACGACGUGAAGGAAGCAAUUGAAACUGCUUGUCCAUCAACAGUAUCAUGUGCAGAUAUCAUAGCACUUUCUACCAGAGACGCCGUCGCCUUAUCCGGAGGACCAAAAUACAAUGUUCCAACUGGAAGACGCGACGGAUUAGUCUCUGAUAGUAAUGAUGUUGAUUUACCUGGACCUAGCAUUCCUAUUUCAUCACUAUCACAAUUUUUUGCUAGAAAAGGAAUUACAACUGAAGAAAUGGUGACCCUUUUGGGAGCACAUACUGUUGGUGUUGCUCAUUGUGGUUUCUUUGAAAGUAGACUCUCUAGCUUUAGAGGGAAACCUGAUCCUACAAUGGACCCUGCAUUAGAUUCUAAGCUUGUUAAGCUUUGCAAAUCAACAACAGGAACAAAUGAUCCUUCUGCAUUUUUGGAUCAGAAUACAUCUUUUAUAGUUGAUAAUGAAUUUUACAAACAGAUUCUUGUCAAGAGAGGUAUAAUGCAGAUUGAUCAACAACUUGCCUUGGAUAAAUCAACAAGUCCUUUUGUGUCUAAUUUUGCUUCAAAUGGUGACAAGUUUAUUAAGAGUUUUGCAACUGCAAUCAUAAAGAUGGGAAAGGUUGGAGUUCUUGUUGGAAAGGAAGGAGAAAUUCGAAAGAAUUGUAGGAUAUUUAACAAACGCAAUUAAGCUAGAUUUUAUAAUGUUUUUGAGAGGAUUUCUAAAAAGAUUAUGUUUUCUAUUUCUCUUGUUCAUUUGAAAACAUACAUUAACGUUAGUUUCCAUUUGUUUGUUCUUUUACAAACAUCUAUCGGUAAUCUAUACAUAAUU
Molecule: messenger RNA, 1402 nt
Organism: Cicer arietinum (chickpea)
Lineage: Eukaryota; Viridiplantae; Streptophyta; Magnoliopsida; Fabales; Fabaceae
Product: peroxidase 44
Biological process (GO): response to oxidative stress; hydrogen peroxide catabolic process
Molecular function (GO): heme binding; peroxidase activity
Source: RefSeq, a predicted model, not a curated record